Messenger RNA from Microplitis demolitor, 3820 nucleotides. Its product is annotated as OTU domain-containing protein 7B. Lineage: Eukaryota; Metazoa; Arthropoda; Insecta; Hymenoptera; Braconidae. Bases 797 to 2539 code for a protein of 580 amino acids. Gene Ontology annotation, biological process: protein deubiquitination involved in ubiquitin-dependent protein catabolic process; protein K63-linked deubiquitination; protein K48-linked deubiquitination. The transcript has 10 exons. Gene Ontology annotation, cellular component: cytoplasm; nucleus. Gene Ontology annotation, molecular function: zinc ion binding; DNA binding; cysteine-type deubiquitinase activity. The record is from RefSeq and is a predicted model, not a curated record.
UUUUGUUUUAUGUUUACAUAUGAGUGAAAUGCAACUGACAAGUAGCAAUUUUUAAAAUUUUUGUAUGACAAAAGCAAUGCUCAGUUGGUAGGAUCCAUGAGACAACAAAAAGAGAGAGAAGUACUUAUAGGUAUAUGUUGUAUGUUAUUAUUAUUAUUAAAAUCAACAGAAGCAAAGUUGAAUAGAGUUGAGAAUAUUGAAUACAUGUAGUUUUGUGAUCCUGCUCUUGAGCUUGAAUUUGUUUACUCCAGUACUCUUUUAAGUAAAAUUUACUUCAUUUAUUUAAGUUUAAAUAUAUCAUUAAUAUUGUGAGUGUAAAAUAUAUCUCUAUGAUAUUUGUAAAUAAAUAAAUGAGUAAACAAAUGAAUAAAUGAUUUUAUCAUCAACAGUUAAAUAGUUGAAUUAAAUAAAAAAAUCUAUAUUAAGAAGGGAAAAGUAAAAUUCGGUAUGAUUGUCAGUUUAACUAAAAAAUUAAACCGAUCGAAGUAUGACCUCCAAAAGUGUUGGUGUUCUCAUUCCCGUACAAAAUAAAUGUCACUUGAUGAUAAAUAAGUCGUGAGGCUUUUAUUAUUGGUAUUAUUUACACGCGUUAUUUAUUUACUAAAUCAACGAGACCAAAUACUACUCAUUAUAACUGGUUAAAAAACAAGGCCGUCAAUGUGCAUGUGUGUAACUAAAUAAUGUCUAUAGUAUAAUUUGUCAAGUAUUGUCAAUUUAAAUCAUUAUAAUUAUUCGCACAACUCAUGACGCAUAAUCAGAUUUUAUUAUAAUUUUUAUUACUAAAUAAAAGAUUGUUAUGAGCGGUGCUGUAUCUAUGUACGAUGGAUUGGAAUCAGAGGCACCACCCAAAAAUACUACUCUUAGUCCACCUGGUGGAGUUGGAGUUGAAAGUGGAGGUGGGGGUGGAGGUAAAGCUGGAGGAGGCGGAAUAACUAAAAAGUUGGCCAGAGGGAUUUCACGAGCUACUGAAAAUGCCGCAAUAGUAUCACAUGCUCGUUCACAAUUGACAUUUUUGGGUAUCGUUGACACACCAGAAUUCACAUUCUCACUACCAGAUUUAUCGAUAUAUCCUGAUUCAUUUAGACAAUUUUUGGAAAAAGACUUAAUCGAGGGAGGAUGUUUAACGUCAUUAGAAUCUGCAGGGAGAUUAAAUUGGUGGUGUGGUGGUGGUGGUAGAAACAGCAACAGUGGAAGAGUACUCUGGCCAUUAGCAACAACAGGGGAUGGAAAUUGUUUGCUCCAUGCAGCGUCAUUGGGAAUGUGGGGAUUUCAUGAUCGUCUGUUGACAUUACGGGAUGCUUUGCACAAUACCCUGUCGAAAGGUGAAUACAAAGAUCCAUUAUUUAGACGAUGGAAAUGGAGGCAAAUGGGUUUAAAUGCCGCUGCUGGGUUGGCCUACACAGAAACUGAAUGGUUGACUGAAUGGCAAAGCAUCGUGGAAAUGGCAUCUGCGAAUCCACGGUCACAGACCGCAACCUCUUAUCAAAGUCUUGAAGAGGUCCAUGUUCUUGCACUGGCGCAUGUUUUGCGCAGACCAAUAAUUGUAAUUGCUGAAACGAUGCUUCGUGACUGUGAAGGUAUGGCCUUGGCUCCAAUACCUUUUGGUGGAGUAUAUCUUCCACUAGAAGUUUCGCCAUCAAAGUGUCAUCGGACACCCCUGUUAUUGGCUUAUCACUCGGCUCAUUUCUCUCCAUUGGUAACUGUCGACUGUGGAAAUGAUUUUGUUGUACGAGGAGAAGGGCCGAGUAAUGACACCACCACGGGCGUCAGUAUACCACUUGUUGAUCCUGAUACUGGGCAAUUACUUCCUGUUUUAUUCGCUGUUGACCCUGGACCUGAUUGGGAUUGGAGUGCGUCUCAAGAUCUACUACUCUGUCAACAGGAUACUAUGGAAAUCCUUAUCAGAGAUUAUUUGGACUGUGAAUAUCAAACUCUUACUACUGAAGACUUAGAUAGACUGUCGGAUUCAGAUGGAUCUUUGACUGGUAAAAGUAAAGCCGCUAAACAACUACUAGGUGUUGCAAAACAGUUUGGCUCGAUUGGAAAAUCGAUGAGUAAAAAACUUUGGUCAUCGAUGGCAAAGAGACCAAAAAGUCCACCGAUUUCAGCUUUAAAUGGAUUAACUUGUGAAGGUGUUCUUUGUGUUAAACUCAAAAGUCGACGGCAUCAGUAUGUUGAUCAAAUGCUACAAAAUUAUCUUCAGUGUGCACAUUCGAGAUACUUAGAGAUCCAGAAAGAAGCCUCAGGGACUGAAAUAAAUUAUGGGGCUGGGAAAUCAAAAUUUUAUGCCGCAAGUGACAGCAACAGUCAUGCGAGCGUCAGUAAGCUACAACCAAAAAAUACGAAUAAAGACCGCACUCUGUAUUUAUCGAGAUCAACAUUUUACAAUAACAUAACAGCACCAGAGAGUAGAGAAUACAGUGAAUUUAAAAGUGGUACUGUCAGAGAAUGUCUUACAGAAGAUUGUUCGUUUUUUGGAUCACCUGAAACUGAGUACUACUGUUCAAAAUGUUGGGCGAAUAACAACAGUCAACGAUGAUCGGCCUUUUCAAAUUAAAAUAAUUCUAUACUCCUCAUGACAAUAACCAAAGUAUUUUUAUUUUUUCUUUUUAUUCAUCUUUUAUUUUUAUUCAUAUCGCUUAUGUUUAUCAAUCACUAUAACGAAUAACAACUACAAGAAUCAAGUAUGAUAUUCUCACGAAGAUAAUUAGACAAAUAGCCUGUAAAUUAAAUAAUUAUAGUCGUCAUAUCAUUAUGAUAAGAUUAUCAUAUUAAUCAAUAAUACAUAAUAGCAACGAAUAAAGUUGUGUGUUGCGUUUGAGCUUGAAUAUAUGGUAAAUUUAAUCAACAGUUAUGCAAAUAUAUAUAAACAAUAAUAUAUAUUUAUUAAUGUUGUAUAAUAUGCUAAAUUUAUUUUUAAAAAUUAAAGGAGCUCAGCGCAUGUAUGUUAAUACGGACAUAACCCACUGACAUAUUGAAUAACUCAGAGAUGAUUCUAUAUAUAUACAUAUACUUUUUUUAUUAUUCGUGAGUUAAAUGUUACGAAAUUUUCAAUUUCAGUUGCGAUGAAAAAUAUAUAUACACUCCCAUACAUAAUAUGAGAUAAUACACAUUAAUAUGUGCCUUGCCUCGUGUAAUUCUUUAAAUGAUGAUACUAAUAAUACUCAUUAUAUCAUACAAAUACAUCUAUAUAUAUAGAUAUACAUCUGACAAAACGUCCAUUCGGAUAAUUUAGUAGUGUGUGUUGAUUUACAUAAAUAUUUACUUAUUUAUUUAAAUAAAUUCUUCCUUCACUUGAUGUCAAUUAAUUUUUUUCAUUAUACUUUAUACCAUAUAUUAUUUGGAUUAAAUUCAAAUGUUAUAUAUUAACAGAUGACUUAUAUUAUUAUUAUUAAAAAGAAGGUAUUAUUUUAUAAAUUGUCUAAGUAAACUCAUCGAAAAAAUAAUAUCCCGGCGGAUUCGAAUUACGUUAAAUUCUCGUAAUUUACCUCAUUCUGUUGUAAUUUACCGCAAAAUACGUCAUUUCUGUGGCAAAUUUACCGUUUCUGCGGUAACUUACUUACUUUGCGGCAUUUUUAUGUUAAAUUUCCGGUUUACCGAAAAUUUACAGUAAAAAUGCCGCGCGCUUGCGGUAAUUAAGUAAACUUACCGUAAUUCAAAUCUGCUAGGGUAAAGUGUUCAAUAAAUUCUCGAUUGUACGCUGAAUGGCAUUAACAAUGAAUCUGAAAUUAUUAAUAUCAUUAUAAUUAUAUAAUCAUGUAAUCACACCAGUGUGUAAAUUAAUAAAAAUAAAGAUAUUUUUGUAAAUAAAUGUAUUAAU